Molecule: messenger RNA, 5460 nt
Organism: Saccharomycopsis crataegensis
Lineage: Eukaryota; Fungi; Ascomycota; Saccharomycetes; Ascoideales; Saccharomycopsidaceae
Exons: 1
Coding region: 1-5460 (1819 amino acids)
Biological process (GO): mitotic actomyosin contractile ring assembly actin filament organization; regulation of GTPase activity
Cellular component (GO): cell cortex; mitotic actomyosin contractile ring
Molecular function (GO): actin filament binding; calmodulin binding; GTPase activator activity
Source: RefSeq, a predicted model, not a curated record
AUGGUUAGACCUACUUCUUCUCCAAAAAAAAAUAGUAGGUUGGCUGCCAGAUAUUUGGAGAAUAUUACUGAUCAAUCUAAUAACCUUAACCCUGUGGUUUUAUCGAAGAAUACUGAAAAUAAUAUACUAGAUCCAGAUCUGGUUAAGCGAAAAUUGGAAUCUCCUUUGAGCUCCCCGAAGAGAUCAAAGUCAUUUAAACGCUACCAGGACAGUCCUCCUGCCAAUAAACCUACAUCUAUGAAUUCGAAUGCUUUGAGAUCUCCGGUGAUGGUAGUCAACAAAUCCAAAGAACCAGAAGACCUUGGAAACCUAUAUUCUAGGGAUAGAUUGAAAUCCGUUGACAAUAACAAGAAAGUACAAAACUUCGAGGACAAGGAGAAUGAUGAUCAUGGCUUGCCAAACAUCCAAAAUUUGCACUUGAAAACGUCAACCGAUAACACUAAAACCAGUCCAAGCCCCAGUCCAAGAAGACUGCCAUCAAGAUUGGUAGGAGUCUCAAGAAUUGAAAGUAGAAACAAUGAUACCAACAACAAAAAAUUCAAUUUUCUUGACGAAUUGGAAAGCUUCAAUGAAAAAAGAAAGAAUAACCAAGUCAGUUUGAAGAAGACCCACUCAAUUGCCCAAGGAAGGACCCCAAAAGGUAAUAAAGGUUACGAAUUUUUAUGCAGAGUUGCAGAAAUUAAACAGUGGAUUGAAGAAUGCCUCGGAGAAAAGAUUGCCUCAACGUUGGAAUUGUCAAAGGAUGGUUUGAAAAAUGGGGUUAUCUUAGCUAAAGUCACAAAACAUUUUGUUCCAGAAUUGGUGAAAAGGAUCAUUCCUGCAAAUUCCAGAGGAGCUAUUGAAUACAGACAUACCGAAAACAUUGUCCAUUUCUUCUACUUUUUGGAUUACAUUGAUAUGCCAGACUUAUUUAGAUUUGAAUUGACAGAUUUGUAUGAUGGUAAAAACAUCCCAAAAGUUAUCUUUUGUCUUUACGCUUUGUGUUUUAUGCUAAGUCAACAAGAUGAUGCCCCCAAAUUGAAGAGUUUAGUUGGUAAACUAGCUUUUGAAGAAUCAGAUAUCAAAAAUUCUGAGAGAAGACUAAAAGAAGCCAGUGUUCCGGAUUUUGGCAGUUUUGAACCUCUUAUGAAAUCAUUAGAAUUGGAAAAUGGAUUUUUUACCAAAGCCCAAGAAGAAGAGCCUGAAAGACAACAAAUCACUCAAGAAAAUAUUAGCAUUAGUUUGGAUGAGUCGCCACUUGAUAUGAAUACCCAACUGCGAUUAGAACUCUCCGAAAUCCAUGAAGACGAACCAUUGGCCCUGAUUCCUAAAGUUAGAAAAAUAAUUUCAAAGCCUAAGAUUCAAAUGGAGCCAGAGGAAGAAGAGGAUAUGCACGAAGAAGAAGAAAAUAAUCAUGUGCGUUUCACACAAUCCACUCUCAGAAGAGUUGAUAGUAUUAAGAAGCCAACUUAUAAUGAUUUUUCUGCCGUCGAAAUUGAAGACACUACCAUAAUUCAAGAACAAGUUAGUGAAGAUAUGUCGGAAAAUGAACUUGAUUACGUUCUUCGAAAUAUUAUUGAAGUCCAGUCUCUUGGCCGAGGGUUCAUUGCACGUUUCCAGGUUUUUGUGAAAACUACAAUGUUAAAAACUUUUGCUGCUGAUAUCAUUCAACUUCAAUCUAUUGCAAGAAAGAAUUUAUUUAUGAAAUCAAAUAAGGCCAAAAUAUUGGCAAAGAAGAAGAAAAGAAGGGUUAAUGGAAAUUUCAUUAUCCAUCUCCAAGCUAAAGUCAGAGGUAGCUUAGUUAGAAGACAAAUCAUGGUUAAUCUUAUAGAAAUAAAGAGGGAAAAAUACCAAAUCGUUCAAUUCCAAUCAAUAAUAAGGGGCGAAAUUUCCAGAUUCUUUACCGACAGCCUAUUGAUUGAACUUGAAGAACACGAUAAAAGUAUAUCACAGUUCCAGGCUAUUUUGAAGGGUAUCUUAGUUAGAAAGGAUGCUACUAAAAAGGAAAUUGGGUUGCUAAAGUCAAGGAGAAAAAUAAUUACUUUGCAAAGCGUCAUAAGAAGUAGUAAUUUGAGAAGAAACAUUUUAUUUACAAAUGAAAAUUUUGAAAGUAUUUCCUCUAAUAUCAUCGAGCUUCAAUCAAUAAUAAGAACACAUUUAUAUCACAAAUGUCUUAAUGAUUUCAACUCAUAUCGCGCUAGUGAUGAUGAUAUCAUAGUGAAAUUACAAUCUUUAAUCAGAGGUAAACUAGUUCGUGACAGAUGCAAAGAUAUUUAUUAUAAUAUUUAUAAGGCAAGGAGUGAGAUUAUGGAAAUUCAAAUGGUCGCUAGGGGUGGCUUAUCUCGUCAAAGACUCAGCAAAAUGAUUAUGGGUCUCGAUUAUAAUGAUACCAUUUUUGAAGAAAUGACAGCAAUAAUCAGAGGUGGUCUAGCAAGAAAUAGAAUGAAUAAUAUUUUAGAUGAACUCGACCAUAAUUAUGAUGCCAUAAUAUUACUUCAGGCGAACAUAAAGGGGGUAUUAACGCGAUUCAAGAUGGAGCUACUUUUCGAUGACUUGUGGGAACAUGAGAAACCAAUAACCAAGUUACAGUCGAUGAUUAGGGGUGGUUCUGUUAGAAAAAAUAUGAAAGAUAUAGUUAACUAUUAUGAUGCAAAUGUUGACAAGGUUAUCAAGAUCCAAAGCUUCAUCAGAGCACGUAAUCAAAAUGAUGCUUAUAGGAAAUUGAUUGCCACGAAGAAUCCAUCGUUGGCAGUUGUUCGUCAGUUUGCUUACUUGUUGAACGACACUAAUAAAGAUCUUGAAGAAGAGGUCAGGUUUGAGAAUUUGAAUCACCAAAUAAUGGUAAAAUCUAAUGAAAAUUCAGAAUUGGAGAAGCACUGUAAUGAAUUAGACGCGAAAAUUGCAUUAUUGGUUAAAAAUAAAAUUACUUUGGAUGAACUCAUUCAUCAAAAUAAGAAACAAGGACAAUUGGAAUUAGAAUUCAAGAAAAAAAUCCAAAAUGAUGAAAUCUUCUUGAACUCUCAUAAAUCUAAGAGCAUGGAGUAUGAAGCAUUUGAGUCUUUGAUAUAUGUGUUGCAAACAUGCCCAGAGUAUUUUGUUAGGCUUUUUAGAACUUACAACACUAAUUACAAUGCCAAAGAAGAAAUUGAAAAAAUGGUGUUGAUUUGUCUUGCGUACGCAGGGACUAAGGAUCAUUCAAAAGUUAAGUCAAGUACUACUAAUGGUGUAAUGUCUGCUUAUCGCUUGGAACCUGAAGCUUCAUAUUCUUUGAGGGAUGAAUUUUUAUUCAUGAAUUUGGUCAUUAGUGCUAUUAAAGACCAUAUUGGGUCUGCUAAUUCUCUUGAGGACUUCUGCUUGAAUUCUACUGUGCUUUCUUGGCAAAAACUUUUGAAUUUUUUCAAUAAAUCAACCAACCAGAGGAAAUUGGCUAAAAAAAUUUUUGGAUCAUUGAUAACAUCCAUUUCAGAAAUUGAUAAUCUAUCUAUGGAAAGCAAUCCUUUGAAGAUUUAUAAAGAAAUUAUCGCUACCGAGGAGCAGGAAACUGGGAAAAAGUCUAUAAAACCAAGAAAUGUUACUGCCGAAACUGCUAUUCAGGAUGCAGAAACUAGACAACAAUUUAUUAAGAAUUUGAAUCUAUUACGUGAAUUAACAAUCAAAGUUUUGUCGACUAUUGAGGAUAACAUAAAUUUAUUACCAACUCAUAUUAAGACUAUCUGUUUCCAUACUUUUAUGAUUGCCAAGAAGCAUUUUGCAAGUAACACUGAUGGAACAAAUGCUGAAGAUCAAGCUUUUGCUUUUGCUUUAAGUAUCUUGAUGGAUCACUAUGUUAUACCAAUUAUCAGUUCACCUGAAAACUAUAACAUUUCGUUGAUCACUUUCAGCACGAAGGAAACUUUGAGUUUAAAAGCUAAUUUUGGCUAUAUUUGUGAUGUUUUAGCCCAAAUAGCAUCUAUGACAGAAUUCUCAUUAUCUCAAGUUUAUUAUCAACCAUUGAAUGAAUUCAUACAAUCAUCCAUUCCUAUGGCCAAGAGGAUCGCCCAAAGAAUCUUUGAUGUUGGUGAUGUGGAGACUGCUUACAAUAUGAAUAUUUAUAAUGAUUUAACUGCUAGAGUGAAGCCUUCAUUGAUAGUCAAAAACGUUGAAUUGCUUUCUUUUAAAAAUUUCAUUCAAGAAUAUAUUGAUGACAUGGCGCCAUCAAAAUCCGAUCCAAUUCAUGAAUAUGCUCAAAAAUUAUCCAAAGUCAGAAAUAUUGCGAGAGGCGACCAAAUCAGUAAAGAAGUCAGAUUAUUGUUGAACCCAUGCAUUAAGAAUUUCGCAGGUGUCAAAACAAAGACAUUGACUCUUGAUGCUAAGAGAUGUAUGCUUUAUAUCAUGCAGGUUCAAUCAACCAAGAAAAAUUUGUUGGAGUUGUUACUUUCUAGAAUAACUGACCGUGAUGAAGAGAGGUUUGAACAAAUGAUGCUUCGAGAAAAGCGUAAUUACCAAAGACAAGUUAGCAAUCCAAAUCAUAAGCCUGAACCGGUUGACGAUUAUGAGAAAAACGAAUUUAGCAAAUCAACAUUUAUGAGAAACGUGUCGACGAUGUCUUACCACCAAUUGAAAUCACAUACUUUGGAAGUUAUUUUGGAAUUAGAGUCUAUGGGAAAAUUGAACAGAGAAAACAAAUUUCAGACUUUAUUGAAUGAAAUUGCUUUUGAUAUCAAAACCAAACAUGAUCAAAGAAUGAAGCGUGCCAAAGAAAUCAGAUUAUCAGUCCAAACUCUUGACUCUUUGAAUGAAAAAGAAAAAUACUUGAGAAACUUGUUGGAAACCUAUAACAAUUAUAUCAAAAAGUCUAUGGAGGGUUUACAGGAAAGUUCAUAUAACAAUAGUUUGAAUAAGAAAAAGAAGCUUCUACCAUUCUCCAAGCAGUACUUUUAUCAAAAGGCACUUAAAAGAAGAGGCAAACAAUCAAAGUUUGGUGUUUACCAAUAUAGCGCCAAAUAUUUGUACGAAAAUAAGAUCCUUCUUGAAAUUAAUGGGGUUAAACAUCUUGAUUUGUUGAAGGUUGAUUUCAUUUUUAGCUGUGAUGAAGUUGGAGUUUUCAUGAUUGAACUUGAAGGUGGAUUGAUUGAUGACAACUCUGUACACGAUAAUGAUAAACGUCCAAAUUUUGUAUCAUCAAAAAUAAUCACCGGAAACGUUGCCCAUAUUACCAAAAGUAGGAACUCUUCAUCGAGAUUAACCCUAGAUGAUUUGUUGCAAAGCCAGUAUGAAGGAAAAUCGACCAUUGCUGUCUAUAAUGGUAUUGUCAAUUUUGAUACGAUCAAUUUGUUGACCUUCAUCCUCAAGAAGUUUUAUGAUUCUCACAGCCACAGCACCGGUAGCAACACUUUCGGCUCAAGUCUCACGAGUACCGUCAGUCUCGGAAGUCCGAAAAAACAUGGAUUUGCCUCUUCGUUUGCUUCAUCAUUCGGGACUUCCUUCGGCUCAAAGAGAUGA